This is a messenger RNA of Hipposideros armiger (great roundleaf bat), 3851 nucleotides long. It is a transcript of the gene CDKL1, whose product is annotated as cyclin dependent kinase like 1. The record is from RefSeq and is a predicted model, not a curated record. The transcript has 8 exons. Gene Ontology annotation, biological process: protein phosphorylation. Gene Ontology annotation, cellular component: nucleus. NCBI's taxonomy places the organism in Eukaryota, Metazoa, Chordata, Mammalia, Chiroptera, Hipposideridae. Gene Ontology annotation, molecular function: ATP binding; protein serine/threonine kinase activity.
UCCGCCCGGGCCUCGCCGCCGCCCCCGCGAGGAGCACUGCGGUGUCUUCUUGCUCCAAGGAAAUCAGAUCCGAAAUUAGAACCGGGGAAUCCCUUAGCCUUCACCGUCCUACAGCCAGCUCAUAUGUCUUAGAUCGGAUGAACUAUAACAUUAAAAAGACAGGUUAUCUUACAACUCGGUUCGUUGUAACUAGGAUGACAGAUUACAUUUUAACUUGCAGGGUAUAUAACCUUGGGUUACCGAAGGCAGCCAACGACGAGGCUGCCACCCUCGGUCGAGUUGCCAUUGCUGAGGGGCGAGGCUUUAAGGAUGGGGGUCAAUUCCUAAUUCUUAACAAGUGCUAUUGUUCAGUUCUAGGUCCUUCCUUGACAAAGACCCAUCGUCGAGUGCAGCCCUAGUGCAGUUUGUCGUUCAUGCCAGUAUUUUAUAAGCGACAUUUUCAAACUAUGUGAAGAUCCAUUUUAAGAACAUUUAUUCCUCUGUGAUGGAGAAGUAUGAAAAAAUUGGGAAAAUUGGUGAAGGAUCCUAUGGAGUUGUUUUCAAAUGCAGAAACCGGGACACGGGUCAGAUUGUGGCCAUCAAGAGGUUCCUGGAAUCGGAAGAUGACCCUGUCAUAAAGAAAAUCGCCCUCAGAGAAAUCCGCAUGCUCAAGCAACUCAAGCAUCCCAACCUCGUCAACCUUAUUGAAGUCUUCCGGAGGAAGCGGAAGCUCCACCUGGUGUUCGAGUACUGCGACCACACGGUUCUCCACGAGUUGGACAGAUACCAGAGGGGUGUAUUAUAGUUGCUCUUUAAUAAUUUGUUUUGGUUUGAUUUUUGUGACUAGUGCAUACAUAGAGAUGUGAAGCCAGAAAAUAUCCUUAUCACAAAACACUCAGUGAUUAAGCUUUGUGACUUUGGAUUCGCUCGGCUUCUGACUGGACCGAGUGACUACUACACGGACUACGUGGCUACCAGGUGGUACCGCUCCCCGGAGCUGUUGGUGGGGGACAUGCAGUACGGCCCCCCAGUAGAUGUCUGGGCAAUUGGCUGUGUCUUUGCUGAGCUGCUGUCAGGGAUGCCUCUGUGGCCAGGAAAAUCAGAUGUGGAUCAGCUCUAUCUGAUCAGGAAAACCUUGGGAAAUCUCAUUCCUAGGCACCAGCAAGUAUUCAGCACAAAUCAGUACUUCAGUGGGGUGAAAAUUCCAGACCCCGAAGAUAUGGAACCACUUGAAUUAAAAUUUCCAAACAUCUCCUAUCCUGCCCUGGGACUCUUAAAGGGCUGUCUUCACAUGAAUCCUGCUGAGAGACUGACGUGUGAACAGCUGCUACAGCAUCCAUACUUUGACAGCAUCAGAGAAAUAGGGGACUUGGCAAAAGAUCAUGGCAAACCAACAAGGAAGACCCUAAGACAGAACCGAAAGCACCUGCCUGGGUUGCAGUACCUACCUCAGCUGACGAGCUGCAGUAUCCUUCCAGCUUUGGAUAAUAAGAAGUACUGCUAUAAUACCAAGAAACUUAACUACCGUUUUCCAAAUAUUUAAGGAGCUUGAGAUUGAUGAUAAAAAGACUUGAUCAAUAAUUCAAAGAAAAUAAAACAUAUUAUACAUUCGAUUGAAAACGAUUACAAUGUUGAGAAAACAAAACCAGCUGGAGGAGGCCACUUGGCAAGCUAUGAAGGGAAAUUCCAGAGGCAGUCUUCAUGCUUGAUGAUGGUGUCCAGAACAGAAAGGAAACCUGUUUGGAUUUUCACUUGUUUUUGUUGUAUCUAAGUAGCCAAGUUUAUGGACAGAUGUAUAACCAGUAUCUACUGCCCAGACCUUGGACAAAAUUAGAGAUGUAAAAAAGAUUUAUGCUUUAAUUGUACCAUAUGCAACACAUGAAAACUGGAUUACAAAACGCCCAUAUAUAUAUUGGGCUGUUGGAAGUCAUGACGCAUUUUUGCAAUGAAAAACAGAAAAAAUACGUCUUGACUUUUCCGACAACCUGGUAUUUCCUUGGACCUCUGUUGCCUUGAGCACUGUGUUCUGCUUUUUCAGAGUGUCUCAGCAUCAUGAGAGUGUUAGCAUUUGAAAUCAUUUAAAACUCCAUUUCCUGCUUGAUCUUGAUUUUUAUAUUUUAAAACAUUUUGUGGACUAUUUAAGAGUUCAAAAUAUUUAAUAUCAUAUGGAUUAUCACAAAAAUACUAACUUAUAUGCUUAUAUAUUUGUUUAUAGACAUUUCUUAUGUAUAAUUUUGCCUUUACCUUCAGUAAAGGAUGCAUCUUAGUCUUUUUUGCAGGCAAGAUGGAUUUACUGUAAUCCAUCUACUCUUGUUCACCCACCUCCCCUUGCAGACAAUGGCAUGAAGACUGGCAGCUGACCAAAGUGAUCAAGGGGUAGAACAAAACCUAGAGGCUUGGCAGGAACUGAGCCUGCCAUCCUGAAAAUAAUUAGCACUUCAUUCUCUUCAGCUCUGCCUCAGACUUGGAGACAGAGCUACAAGCAGGACCAUAGCGAUCUGGGUUUUGGAAGAAAUAGCUUGUGAGCUUUUCCUUGGGUCAUGAAAGACAUUAAGUUAUAAACUGUUUUCCUUGAAAUAUCUUCUUACACUAUAUGUAUUAUAUAUAUGUAUAUAUACACACACGUGUACAUAUAUAUAUAUAAUAUAUAUAUGCUAACAAUAAAAACAUAGUCCAAAAUGAUAGAGGAUUCCUAGCUUUGCACAGUGAUACUUAAAAUGAUGACACAUAAUUAGCUAUGAUUUGGCCUAUUGCUCCUAUUAAAAAAGCUUUUUCAUUCUUGUCAUGUGGACAAGUGGGCAAUAUAAAAUUCAUGUCUGUCUACUCAAAGCCAUUUUUGGUUGAUGUGCUGCUGUUGUUUUCUAGCAGGUCUCAGCUACAGUUUUGGAAGUUAUAUUUCACUGUAUCGUCACAUUUCUUCUGCACCGUCAGUUUACUGCUAUGUUAAUUUUCUUCUUGAGAGCAUUUGCUCUUAUUCACUUACAGCUAAGUAAUCCACCAAAUUCUGGCAGGUGUUCAAUAAUUUGGGCUACCCCAGCCAGAUUAAUGAUAUCCUAAGGCUUCCUGAUAUAUGUAGCUUCUUGCAUGCAGGUGGGCUAAAUACUACCCCCCCCCAGUAUUAUCUAAUUCUUGUUAUGCAGCCUUGAUUCAAAUGACAAGGAAGGACACCCAACUUCUGUGAGUAGUUUACAUUUUGUGUUUUUUUCCAUAACCCGAAACAAUGUAUAAUUGAUGAGGCAGAUGACUGUAACUGCCUAAUUCAUCUAACAGUUUUACAGAAAACCAUGAAGAAUAGAAAAUUAGCUCCAGACUAAAUUGUGGUGAAUCACUUGCCUCACUACACAAUAAUCAGACAAACUUGAGACAGAAGUGCUUAUCUUUUCCUAAUGAGUCCUAAAAUAUUAAAUAUAUGCUUAUGUUUAACUUAUCCAUAUCUGCAAUCCUUUCUUCAGCAUGGAAUCACCACUGUUUCUAUAUUCUUUUUUUAAUUUAAUAUUUUCUGAUUUUUUAAAAUGACAGUGUCAAUUAUAUUAGUAAAUAGUGUAUCAUUUAUGAUAUGUGCUAUUUACAUAAGCUGUUUUCUAAACACAAUUAAAAUUCAUUUUUCUACCUAAUGUUGCAUCACAGAAUAUAUUUAUUUUAAAAUUAUUUCCAGUCAAGGUUAUAUUCAGCAGCUUAAUGUUCAAACCAAACAUACACAGAAAUCCACAAACAAGUUGGCAUGUAACUAAUAACAAUAGAAUCAGGCCAUUUCAAGUAGGUAAAAAUAAAGAUCUGUUUUUAUCUAUUAAUGAUAUUCUUUUUAAGAUUUUAUUGGGGAAUUGGGGAAGGGGAACAGACAAGUUGCUGUCCUUUGGUUCUUCAGUUUAGUU